Achroia grisella is the source of this 1772-nucleotide messenger RNA. RefSeq names its product probable ATP-dependent RNA helicase Dbp45A (gene Dbp45A). The record is from RefSeq and is a predicted model, not a curated record. The coding region runs from base 131 to 1750 and encodes 539 amino acids. NCBI's taxonomy places the organism in Eukaryota, Metazoa, Arthropoda, Insecta, Lepidoptera, Pyralidae. Gene Ontology annotation, molecular function: ATP binding; nucleic acid binding; RNA helicase activity. The transcript is spliced from 9 exons.
UCUGCAGUGAUCUGUGUGGAUCUGUGACAUUCAGUGAUCUAAUAAUACAUUGUUUCGUACUGUUUUUGUAUUAUUGAACCAUUAGAUUUAUUAAAAUUAUUUCUCAGUAAUAAAAACUCAUGUAGAUAAAAUGGUUGAAAAUGAUGAAAAAGGAUUUCCUGAGCUUGGAAUAAAACCAUGGCUCAUAAAACAACUGCACACACUUGGUAUAAGGACGCCUACACCUAUUCAAAAAGGUUGUCUAUCACAGAUACUGUCUGGAAAUGAUUGUAUUGGAGCAGCCAAGACUGGUUCUGGGAAAACAUUCGCGUUCGCUUUACCCGUACUUCAACAUUUAGCUGAGGAUCCGUAUGGCAUCUUUGCUUUGGUACUAACACCCACCCAUGAGUUGGCUUAUCAGAUAGCAGAUCAAUUCAGUAUCCUCGGCCAACCCUUGAAACUCCGAGUGUGUAUAGUAACAGGUGGUUCUGAUCAACUUGAGGAAUCCUUGAAGUUGGCCAACAAACCACACAUUGUUGUAGCGAUGCCUGGGCGAUUAGCUGAUCAUAUAACUGGCUGUGAUACAUUUUCAUUGAGGAAAGUGAGAUUUUUAGUACUAGAUGAAGCUGAUAGGCUAUUCAGUGAAUCCUUUAAUGAUGAUCUGGAGACCAUUUUCAAUGCUUUACCACAGAGGAGGCAGAAUCUUCUAUUCUCUGCUACAAUGACAGAGGAUGUGAAGGAAUCAAAAAUUCUUCCACUGAACAAGGAUAAACUUCACAUUUGGCGGGAAACUGAUGAUCAGUUGACAGUGUCGACGCUAGACCAACGCUGUGUUGUGUGUCCUGCGUAUGCCCGCGACGUAUACCUCGUGCAGACGCUGCGCAAGUAUAGGGAAACGAAACCAAGUUCGCACAUUAUAGUUUUCACUGACACUAAGAAGGAAUGCCAAGUCCUAUCCAUGAUGCUGAAUGCUAUCAGUAUGGAUAAUGUUUGCCUGCACGGCUUCAUGCGGCAGAAAGAACGAGUGGCAGCUCUCACGCAAUUCAGAAGCAACCUGAAGUGUACCCUGGUAGCGACCAAUGUGGCUGCCAGAGGUCUGGAUAUACCGACUGUUGAUCUGGUGAUCAAUCACAAGCUACCAUUAGAGCCCAAAGAGUAUAUUCACAGAGUGGGACGAACGGCGCGUGCCGGUCGUAGCGGGAUGGCUAUAUCGCUGAUCACUCCGUAUGACAUACUGCGGCUCGGUGAAAUUGAAGAGCAGAUCAAUACGAAACUCACAGAAUACAAGAUUGAUGAUGACGAAGCCGUUAAAGUGUUUACAACAGUGAGUGUCACCCGCCGUGAACAGGAGGCCCAGUUGGACAACGAGGAGUUUGAGCAACGCAAGAAGAACUAUCGAAUCAAGCGAUGGAUACAGGCGGGCGUCGACCCCGCCAUGAUGGAGGAAGGCUUAGAAGAGAUGCGUCGCAAACGCGUUAAAGCUGCGAAGAAAGCUAAAUUGGCAAAAAUUAAGCAGAUCCAAUCGAAAAUAAACGAGGAAGGAGAACAGGAAGACAACCGUUUGCGACAGAGAGAAAUAGAAGAUAAAGACAUUGAUGUGUCCAUCAAGGAUGGAAUGAAGAAAGUUAAUAAAAGUUUGAUGAAGAAGGACGAUAGAUUCAAGAAUGUGAUAGGAAAGAUAAGCAAAAUAAAGAGGAAAGCCAACACUGUUAAAGAAUUGAAAACUGAGAAUAUGUCUAGAAAGAAAAAGAGGAAAAAUGUUGCUAGUUAAUUAGGUUUUUAAGAAAUAUAUA